Parnassius mnemosyne (clouded apollo) is the source of this 393-nucleotide messenger RNA. Lineage: Eukaryota; Metazoa; Arthropoda; Insecta; Lepidoptera; Papilionidae. The record is from the annotation of a GenBank genome assembly.
AUGACAACGAAGGAAACGGCUGAUACUUCCAAGAAAUAUAGAAAAGUCCCAUUAUACCCAGGAUUCCCAGAAUUGGCGCGGUCGGAUGUCAGCAUUUACCCUAGUUACACCAAGUUGGGCUUAGCUUAUCGAGUAGUGUGCCGUCAUCGCUACCACUGGGCAAAAGUAGCGCAACACAAACAGUUUAUGAAAGAGCUGCACAGUUUCGAGCGGCUGCAACCCAACGCUUUAGAUGGCGUUAGAGUACAUAGAGAGUUCUCCCAAGGCAUUCUAUCCCACAAGAUCCCAUCACGGCGCUACAUACAGAAGCUCACUCCAGAUCCACUCACAUCUCAACAGAGGAUGAGGAUUGAAGAAAUUAUAAGUGGAAGAGUAAACUUUAGCAACAAAUGA